This is a messenger RNA of Symbiodinium necroappetens, 4456 nucleotides long. The record is from the annotation of a GenBank genome assembly. NCBI's taxonomy places the organism in Eukaryota, Dinophyceae, Suessiales, Symbiodiniaceae.
GCGAGUUGUUCACCCAAAGGCACGGCAAGCGCAGCUUCUUCGCUUCAAGCCCGGUGAGCUCGCCUCCAACAAGGCCGGAGCGGCCAAGCUUUACAACAGCCUAGCAUUGCCGAAGGAAGUUAACAGGGAGGAUCAAUUCGGCACUGGAAUAUUUGUGGUGCGCGAAGGAAGCUUCAAGCUCAUGAAUACCUCCGGCAGAGAAAGCUUUCUUGGUCCCGGGUGCGUCUUUGGAGAGUUGGAACUAGUGCAGGGCUGUGCUGGUGAAGUUGUGGCAGGAGAUUUGGGCGGGACAUGCUUCACGAUUUCCAGCAUGGUAUUGCUGUCGACUAUAAAUGCUCUGGCAAGGACGAUCGGGAGCAGAAAUCUGCGCUUUCUGUCGGCAGUGCCUUUGUUUCGGUUUCUGGACUCGCCUGACUUAGCAAUGCUGGGACGAUAUGCCUUCUCCAUCACUCACGCAAAGGAUGCCUGCAUCUAUGAAGCAGGGCAGAUGCCCAAGGAGUUCUUGUAUGUUGUCAAGUCUGGCUGCCUGGUGUCGCAGUCUAACGGACGCGAAAGGUACAUUUAUCCGGGUGAGUGCCUGGAUCAGGUGUCGGCCUGGUGCAGCCGCCCCCAUGCAGAAACAGUCCGUGUUUCCAACGAGUAUGAUGCUGCAGGAAUGCUGGCCUUGUCGUUUCAGCUUCUACAGGAAGUACUGGGCGACCAUAUGCCGGACUUCCUCUGGCGCUGCACCUUGCUCCGCAUGCUUCGGGAUAUGUGGUCUGAUCGGCUGAGCUUCGGCGCCCCGGUCAUGUGGAGAGAUGAUCCGGAAGCCUUUGCAAGAGCAUGUAUCAUCCGGUCAUUUCCGGCCAAAAGCUCGCAGCUCUUCUCUGCCGAUGAGACCGCUUCAAUCUUGUGGUAUGUGGUGUUGGAUGGCUCCCUGCGAACGACCGGUGAAGAUGCCAGAGCUGGCCGCUCCUUCUGCUGGAGUGAGGGUCACAAAGAGACGCAGAUCGGAACAACCCGGGAUGGAUGUACCCUGGCUAUGCUCCUGCAAGAUGCCAUCGGCAGUGCAACCCCGUAUGGGGACAAGCUGGAGGUGGUGAAAAACGCUUUGAUCUUCCGAAACCUGGACCGCACACAACAAGCACAGUUGGCGGAGGCUGGCCAUCUUCUCUUGAGGCGCCGUGGACAAUUCCUCUUCAAAGAAGGUGAUCUGGCUUCACACUUCUUCAUCAUCAAGGAGGGUGAGGUUGUCGUGUCAAAAGGAGGCGAGAUCAUUCGGACCCUGGGCUCCUUCAGCACAUUCGGAGAAGCGGAGCUGCUAAGCGGGAAGACCCGCUACUUCAGUGUCAAGUGCAAGUCUGACACCGUGACAGUGCUUGGCAUGGACACAAUGAUCUUUGAGCAGCUUGUCAAGGAUCAAGUGUCUGAGCAGUUGCACAACCAGCUGCGCCUGCGGCGCACGGACAUUGGUCUGAACGACCUUCGGAAGCUGCGGGUGAUCGGGCAUGGGACUUUCGGCACGGUGCAGCUUAUGGAGCAUCAGCCAUCAGGCAUGAGGUACGCACUGAAACGGAUCCGUCGUUCCCAGGCCAUUGCAAGAGGGCAGCAGCUGAGUCUCUGCAACGAGCGAGAGCUCUUGACGGACUUGGCUGCAACCUUAGGCACAGGGGGGAAUGCGCGUGGGUACAGCGGAAGGACUGAAGCCAUGGAUACUAGCGAAGGCCGUGAUGCAGCUCAUGGGUCAGACACUGGCACGGCCACUUCAGCACUGCAAAGAAUCCGAGAAUCACUUGCGGAGCUUCAGUGGCCUCCGGUCUUAAAGCGGACGUGGUCGGCUGCUGGUCCACCCGAAAAGUCGGAGUCUUCGGUUCGUGUUCUAUCACUGAACUUGUUAGCAGACAGUAAGCAAAAAGAGGAGGAGUGGUCUGCAACUCCAGAGGAUGUGCUGCAGUGGCCCAAACGGCGAUUGCGCUUGUUGGAAAUCCUUUUGCAAGAGGAAGCUGACAUCAUCUGCCUACAAGAGCUGGACAUGGAGGUUGCUGGGGUUCCUGGAGGCUUGGAUUCCGAGCUCCGCCUUGCUGGUUAUCAAGGGAUCCUCACGAAGCCAAAGUCUCCAGCGACUGACGGCUGCGCCGUCUUCGUCAAGGAAGACCGCUUCACAGUGCUUGAGGAAGCCGAUGUCGGAUAUGCUGCAGCUGCUCUUCUGAAAGAUCGUAGGUCCGAGUUGCAGCUACUGGCUGUCAGUGCGCAUCUCAAGUCAGGCAAGACAGAAGUGGCAGAGAAGCAGAGACGCGACCAGAUGGUAUCGUUAUUGGACCUGUUGUCACGACUGUCAGUUCCAGCCUGUGGAGUCAUACUAGCCUGCGACAUGAACGCUGUGUCCAUUCCAGAUGGCAAGAUCGGCGACCCUCUCGCCUACACGGCGGCACUGAGCCAUGAGCUCCGGCUCCAAAGCUCAUAUGCAGAGUCUUCUAAGGAGCCUGAGUUCACGACCUGGAAGCUGAGACCCAAAGGCGAGGUGAAGCGGACCAUUGAUUACAUUCUUCACUCUCCCUCCCUCUGCGUGGCGGCCCUCCUGAAGCUCCCCUCGGACGCGGAAAUGCCCAAGGCCCGACUUCCGAGCCACUCCUACCCAUCGGAUCACCUGGCUCUAGGCGUGGACUUCGUCCUAGCAGCCGAGGCAAAAACGCGCGCGAAAAGGGAGUUUUUUCUGAACGGCCUCAAGCAGCACAUGCCAGGUGGAGAGCUUUUCUUCGCAAUCCGCUCGUUGGGCAUCCUGGCCGGAUGGCAAGCCAGGUUCUAUACCGGUGGCCUGAUCCUCGCCCUGCAGGCUCUCCACGAGAAGAGAAUCGUGUACCGCGACCUCAAGCCCGAGAAUGUUUUGCUCGACUCUGACGGGUACCCGAAGCUGAUCGACUUCGGCUGUGCCGUCAGACUUGGAGUCCUUUCCAAACAUGGCUGGGUCAAGGGUCUUGACUUGGUGGAGGGUAUGGCCUCGAAAAGGGUAGAGCAGGAUUUCCAGCUCCUCCUCAGCGUUGCAGCAAAAGCCGCAAGAUGGCAAGAAGCUUUCGACUGUGCUCGGAGAAUUCGCAGCCACCAAGGAGCCACUGAAGCGGCGAACUCUUGGGGAAAGGGCGGCAGUUGGCAAAGAGCCGUGCAGGUCAUCCAGACCUUGCAGUGGAUGGGCUUUCGGGUCGCUGUCGAGACAUUGAAUGCUGCUUCCUCCAGUUGUGAGAGACACAGCCCAUUCCGCAGAGGCUGGCUGUGGUCAAUGCAGUGCUGGAUGGAAGUCGCUGCCAAAGGUCUGAGAACGUCCGUCGUGUCUUUGAACUCUGCCCUGGUCUGCUUGGGCAGCUCUCUGCGAUGGCACAAAGGCUGCCACCUGCUGCACACAGGACUUCGCAGGGGCCUAGAGCCUGAUGACAUCAGCUUGAACACGCUUGUGACGGCAUGCGAGAAGACAGUCAACUGGGAGUUAGCGACUCGGACGUUGCUGCUUCAACGACUCUUCGCCAUCGAGUCCGACAUCAUCGGGCGAAACGCUGCCGUGAGUGCAUGUGCGAAUGCGGGGCAGUGGUGCUUGGCAUCAUUCUUGAUGUCGUCUUCAAAGCAAUCAGGGCUGCGCAUUAGUCCGGUCUCUGUUGCGGCCAUGGCCACUGCUGGUGAGAGGUCGAACCAGUGGAGGGUUCCUCUGGGAUUGAUCGACUCGUACCGGUCGCUGACAGGUGUGGUUUGCUAUGGCGCGGCUCUGGAUGCUUUGGAGAGUUGGGGCAAAUGGGCUGAGGGGCUAAGCCUGUUGCACGAAAUUCCCCAGCGCCCCUCAUCGCAUCAGCAGAAAAGGCCUUGGCUUGACCCGAUGGCUUUAUCUGCCACGGCCUCUGUCGGACAUUUGAGCUUGGAGUCUCUCUUCGGUCGGAUGCAAGAAAUGCUGAUUGUUGUUGGCUAUUGUCAGGUCUCGAGCCAUGCCGCUGCUGGCCAGCAUGCGGCGCACCCUCAUCGGUACGCCGCACUACAUGGCCAAAGCCUUGCAGCUCCGGAGGUCAUUCUCGGGGAGGAGUAUGGGGACUCGUGUGAUGUAUGGUCCUUGGGUGUGUGCCUCUACGAGUUCGUCUGCGGCCCGCUGCCCUUUGCCAAUUCUGCGGAAAACCCAAAGCAGGUUUUCCAACACAUCCUCUCCACUCCGCUGUCGUUCCCUGGCAAUGUUACCAGCAGCGUUUGCAAGCAUCUCCUGAGGAGCCUUCUGCGGCGAAGCCCAGAGGGGCGGCUGGGUUGUGGCCAGAAUGGUCUGUGGGAUGUGCGUGAGCAUGUGUACUUCCAGAAUUUCCGCUUCGACAGGAUGCUGCACAAGCGACUGGAGCCGCCUCUUGCGCCCAGUCCUCCGUGCACGCCUAGUGGUGAUGAGGAAAGUCUGACCGAAGAUUCAGGCCCCUCCGUCCAAUCGUCCGAGUCUGACGACUGGGCCACCUCAUUUUGA